This is a messenger RNA of Arachis ipaensis, 1794 nucleotides long. It is a transcript of the gene PYD1, whose product is annotated as pyrimidine 1. Gene Ontology annotation, biological process: uracil catabolic process; thymine catabolic process. The record is from RefSeq and is a predicted model, not a curated record. Gene Ontology annotation, molecular function: dihydropyrimidine dehydrogenase (NADP+) activity; NADP binding; uracil binding. Lineage: Eukaryota; Viridiplantae; Streptophyta; Magnoliopsida; Fabales; Fabaceae. Gene Ontology annotation, cellular component: cytoplasm.
UCACUCCAGCAAAUUUCGUAUUUUUCUUUUCCUAUUCAAACUUAUCCGAUGCAAUCAACCAAAACAAUGCUAAACUAAUACGCAAAUAUUGCAUAUAAUUCCACGUUCUUUCGUUACGUUUGCCCCCACCACACUGAAUAUUAUAAUCUAUAAACUCAGAUUCGAAGAUUCACUUCAUUCUCUGAGUUAUUCCCUUUCGUCUCCUACUUCUUCUUCUUCAUCUUCAAGUUUUGAUUUUUCAUCCAAAAAUGGCGUCUUUGAGCUUGACCCAGAUCAGAACCGGGAAUUCAGCAUCUGGGUUUUCGUUGAAUUGUCGUGGAAAGGUUCAAGCACGUCCCUGCAGAGUUGGGUUUAGGGUAUCUGCCUCUGAGAAUGGUAAUAAUAAGGCUUCAUCAGAGCCUGAUCUUAGUGUCACUGUUAAUGGGUUGAAGAUGGCAAACCCUUUUGUUAUUGGAUCAGGUCCACCAGGGACCAAUUACACUGUUAUGAAAAAGGCCUUUGAUGAAGGAUGGGGUGCUGUGAUUGCCAAAACUGUAUCACUUGAUGCAGCAAAAGUCAUAAAUGUAACUCCUCGAUAUGCCCGACUAAGGGCAGGUGCAAAUGGCUCGGCCUUAGGACAAAUUAUUGGGUGGGAGAACAUAGAACUCAUCAGUGAUAGGCCACUUGAAACGAUGUUGAAAGAAUUCAAGCAACUAAAAGAAGAAUACCCGGAUAGAAUUCUCAUUGCUUCAAUCAUGGAGGAGUACAACAAAGUUGCUUGGGAGGAGCUUAUUGAUAGGGUUGAGCAAACUGGAGUUGAUGCAAUUGAAGUAAAUUUCUCCUGUCCUCAUGGAAUGCCGGAACGCAAAAUGGGUGCGGCUGUUGGACAAGAUUGUGCUCUUCUGGAAGAGGUUUGUGGAUGGAUAAAUUCGAAAGCUACGGUUCCUGUUUGGGCCAAGAUGACUCCCAACAUAACUGAUAUUUCUCAGCCAGCCAGAGUUGCCCUUCAAUCAGGAUGCAAGGGAGUAGCUGCCAUAAAUACAAUCAUGAGUGUCAUGGGAAUCAAUCUAAAUACAUUACGUCCCGAGCCUUGUGUUGAGGGGUACUCUACUCCUGGGGGAUACUCAGCAAAGGCAGUCCAUCCAAUAGCACUUGGGAAGGUCAUGAGUAUCGCGAAAAUGAUGAAGUCAGAAUUUGAUAUGGACAAGUAUUCACUUUCAGGCAUUGGAGGUGUCGAGACGGGUGGUGACGCUGCAGAGUUCAUUCUUCUUGGGGCAAACACUGUUCAGGUGUGCACUGGUGUUAUGAUGCAUGGCUAUGGUCUUGUGAAGAAACUAUGUGAUGAACUUAAAGACUUCAUGAGAAAGCACAACUUCACAUCAAUUGAAGAUUUCAGAGGGGCUUCUCUUCAGUACUUCACUACUCACACUGAUUUGGUCCAAAGGCAGCAAGAAGCAAUAAGGCAGAGGAAAGCCAUAAAGAAAGGGUUGCAAUCUGAUAAAGAUUGGACAGGUGAUGGUUUUGUUAAAGAAUCUGAAAGCAUGGUUUCCAACUGAAAUCGUCUUCAUCAAUCAAACAAGUGAAAAAUGCAAAGCCUUUCUUUGCAUGAUUAUAUAUAUAUGUUCAUGAAAAUUUGGGUAACAUGGAAAUGAAACACAUAAGGCUCUUAGUUUUAGGGUCAGGAACUAAUGGAAGUCAAUUUUAAUUUUACUUUCUUUGGUGCACUUGAGAAAAUGUGACGUUGUUUAAACUUGAAAGUAUUUUAAUUCUUUUAGGGUGUUCUUCAGUUGUUAAACUACCAAAUUUCUUUAAGUC